Messenger RNA from Paraglomus brasilianum, 189 nucleotides. The record is from the annotation of a GenBank genome assembly. Lineage: Eukaryota; Fungi; Glomeromycota; Glomeromycetes; Paraglomerales; Paraglomeraceae.
CCGAUCAAUCGAUAAUGAGCUCGAUCAUCAAAGAAUACCGACUGACGAAGAGAUAAUCGAAAUGGUAAAGCAUCCUGACGAACCCGACGGACCCGAAGAGCCCGAAGAACAGUUUUUUAUUGUCAAAAGCGGUGAAGCAGUUCACGGAGUAGACGUAAUUACUAAUUACAUUAGACAGCAGAACCAAGA